Sander lucioperca (pikeperch) is the source of this 3027-nucleotide messenger RNA. Its product is annotated as sialoadhesin-like. The record is from RefSeq and is a predicted model, not a curated record. The coding region runs from base 386 to 1612 and encodes 408 amino acids. Lineage: Eukaryota; Metazoa; Chordata; Actinopteri; Perciformes; Percidae. The transcript has 8 exons.
AGACAAUUGAUCCAGUAAACACAUACUGUACUGUAGCCUACAGUGUCCCCCAACCACCUACACACACAUGUGUGUGUUUAUGCUAUGUAUCCUACAGUAUGUUCCCUUUGCUAACAUGAAAGCCCUGUCAUCACCCCAUGGCCUUGUUGGCUGAGAAAAUAAAAGGGAAGUUGGACAAUCUGACCUAUAUGUCUUUGCUCUGGAGGAAGAGAAGCAGACAUAUCACUGACUUAACUAAAGAGUUGAGUAGGGUAGAUUGGUUGACAAGGAUCACAGAGUCACACAGUGGGGCGAGAAGGAGAGAAAAGGAGUUGCAAAAAGAGGGGAGCAGGUGACUGAGGAAACAAAACAAGCAACAGCUGCAGAACAGAAGGAAGAGAAGAAGAUGGGUGGACGAGUGGCCCAGAGCUGCUGGCUGCUGCUCACACUCUCUCUGAAAGGUAUUCUUGCAGGUGAUUGGUCAGUUUAUCUCCCCUCCAGUCCUAUCUGUGCUGUGAUUGGUUCCUCUGUUGUUCUCCCUUGUUCCUAUGACUACCCCCAAAGUUCUAAUGAAACCAAGGAAGAGGGACGGCUCUCUUCUCAGGGUGGUGGAGAAGAAGGACAAAAGUACAAAGUUUUGUCUGAAAUGUGGUGUCUCGAAGACAGUCGCUGUAUCACACCAAGAUAUGUCUUCCACAGUGACGGUGUCUUCCCAGAUCCAUCCUACCAGAGCAGGGUGGAGUACCUGGGACAACCAGGAACAAAAAACUGUUCUCUGAGGAUUUCUGAUCUGAAGCAGUCGGACAGCGGAACAUACGUAUUUUACCUCAUCACCAGCCACCCUACACAGAAGAUGCCAGAGCAGAGCGGUACACAGCUCCUGGUGACAGACUCCCCCAGCGCAGUCACAGUGUCAGCAAGUCCCUCCAGUGCCAUCACAGAGGGCGGGGCCUUACGCCUGGCCUGCUGCAGCCCUGCGGCCAGUCCACAGGCCCGUUACAGAUGGUACAGGAGCACAAGCACCAGCCCGAGACAUAUUGGACAGGUGUGGAACAUCAGUGAGGUUACCUCUGAUGACUCUGGCAGCUACUAUUGUCAGAUACAGACUGGAGAAAAAGUGCAGAACUCAACAGUGCUGCUCGUUGACGUAGAGUACUCUCCUCAAAACACAGCUGUCUCAGUCUCUCCUGCUGGAGAGCAACAAGACGGGCUUCCUGUCACUCUGACCUGCAGCAGUGAUGCUAACCCGCCUGUCCACACAUUCACCUGGUACCAGGGCAAAGCGUGUUUAUCUACAGCAGACAAAAGCUUUCACCGAGCAAGACAAUCCACGGCUACAUCCACAGGACGAGGCCCGACACUCAGCAGUGCCAACAUCACCACUCAGGAACAUGGGCAGCACUGCUGCGUUGCACGCAACAGACAUGGAUCACAGACUGACAGCGUAACACUCAAAGGUUCCAGAGCAACGACCCCGUCUGACUCUUCAGGAGUUAGAUUGACACUUAUUGGAGUAACCAUCGGGGUUCUACUGGCUAUCGUGGCCAUAGUGGCCAUUCUCUUAACAAAGAGACGGAAAUCAUCAAGACACCAGUCGUAUGUCCUGACUGAGACAACUGCUCCAGCACCUUAAGGACUCAAAAAAAAAACACACCAAAAAAAAAACACCAUACAACCACCAGAGGGCUAUUUCACAAAACCAAGAUAAGGGAUUAUGCCAGGAUUUUCCAGUUAUCCUGGAUGAAUUUAGCCUUGACUCGGUUACACAAAAGCAGAGGCACCUAAGUUAUCAUGGAGAUUUUUUCUGUACAGCUAGCCUGGGCCCAACCAGGCUAACAGCCAGGAUUUAUUAAUCCUGGAGCCUUUUCAGAGACCUUAUUCAUUUUAUUGUAUUAUUUUUAUUUUAUAAGUAACUCAAGAUAGGUAGAUAUUUUUCUUAAUACCCUCGGACACUCUUGUGCUUUUACCUUCAUGUUGCCAAGUAAAGCCAUAAUACAAGCAGAUACCAUCAAAUUAUAUUGCAUCACAUGCUGUAGCACAUUUUGGCCUGCUUGAGCCGCCCAAACCCGAAGAUCAUAUGAUAUGAUUGCUGUACAUUCAAGCAAGCAUGACAUAAUGCUGAAACCUUUAGUUCUUGGAUUUCAAUGUACUGAGCUUAACGAGGAGGAACUUGGCUCACUUGGGCUUUAAUCUAUUCUGUUCAUCUGAUUGUCUGAUUUCAUUUGUUUAAGCGUGAUUGUGCUUAGGGUUAAGCUAAAUGCUGCUGUCAGGAUUUAACCAAGCAAUCUUCUAGAAAUAAAAUAUUUAUUAUAACUGAGAAAAUUUACUGAAAAUCCUCAGUCGCCCCUUCUCAUUACCGAAAUCUCUCUACUUUGUGCUCUAGUCUGUUGAAGUGUUGCAGGAACAGAUAUGAAUUUGAAUACAUCCUCCAUGGUUUAUCACAUAUGACGACCACAGAUGACAACCGGAGUUGUUGUUCGCGCUUGGAUUUUAACAACACGCCACGGAGUGCACCCAGUACUGUUCUAUAAACAAUUUCCAGAAACAGCUGUAAUUGAAAGAUGAUGAUGAGCAUGAAGAUGCAGUCAGGAAAUAAAGUCAUAAUGAGCCAAUUAAAAGCUGUAAGCAGUAUGGACUGGGUCACAUCUGCUUGGUUUUGAAUAAACUCUUCAGUGUGAUAAGGCUCUAACAGAUACUGACCAGAGCCUGACCAUGAAAACCAGGAGGACAGUGACUCUGAUGCCCGGACAUCCAUUUACAAAAUGGUCUUGGAUAUCAACUUUUCAUCUCAUUAGUCUUUCGAAUUUUGCUUUUUUCUGAUUUAUGGUCUUAAAGCAAGCUGAGUACAUAAGUAGUGCACACAUCUAUUUUUGAAUGCUAAUUAAGUAAACAAGGAAGUACAUUACUUCAUUUCUAAAAUAUUUAAAGAGAUAAUUUUACAUACUAUAUGUGCACAUCAGUUCAUUGGGUUGCUUUUACUGUACAUUUUUAACAGUUAUUUGAUGCUUUAAUGAGAAUAGAGGUAAGUAGUGGCACACUGUGAUGCCC